This is a messenger RNA of Gigantopelta aegis, 9461 nucleotides long. Its product is annotated as histone-lysine N-methyltransferase SETD1-like. Gene Ontology annotation, molecular function: histone H3K4 methyltransferase activity; RNA binding; protein binding. Lineage: Eukaryota; Metazoa; Mollusca; Gastropoda; Neomphalida; Peltospiridae. Gene Ontology annotation, cellular component: Set1C/COMPASS complex. The transcript has 16 exons. The record is from RefSeq and is a predicted model, not a curated record. The coding region runs from base 223 to 4995 and encodes 1590 amino acids.
GAUACAACACUGUUGGUGUUGUUUAGUUCAUCACUGAUUUCAUUGUUAAAUCAUUUUGCAAUGUAAUUGCAUGCUGAAAUAGAUAGACAAUAACUCAUAAAUGUUUAUUGUACCAAAAUGGAGACUUUUGACACUCUGAAUUCAUCAUAGUGGUUCUGGAACACCAUUGGAAUAAUCCUCUUAUGUGUAAAUGGAAUUGAUGACAGAUGCCCAGUCACGACCAUGGACAAAAAACGAAGAAACUAUAAGCUGAUUGUUGACCCUUUUUUGCAUAGGGGUCAGCAGCAGAAAGUUUAUAGAUUUGAUGGUAUAAAUCCAGUGGAUAAUCAGCUUGUUGAAGUAAAAGAUCCAAGACCUCGGAUUCAGAGGAGCUGGUUUCGAAGACAACCAGCAGACCUCCCAAUUCCUAGAUUUAAGUAUGAUUGCUAUUAUGUGGGAACUCCUCCUGCCAAAGAAGUAACGUUCAGCAAUCUGAAUGACAAUGUCAAUAAAGACUUCCUGGAAAACAUGUGCAAGUCUUUUGGCAAGGUGGAGGAGUGUAAGAUUUACUACAACCCAAAAACCAAGAAACACAUGGGUGUGGGAAAGGUUGUAUUUACCUCUUCAAAAGCUGCCAAAUCAUGUGCGGAGAAGUUAAACCAAACUUCCAAAAUGGGAAAUAUAAUGACGGUGGUCAUAGAUACUAUGGGGAAAGAAAGAGCCAAGAUGAUUGAGGAUAUGUUAAAUGAGAGACGCGUGCAUCAUUUGCAGAAAUCCUCUAGUCAGGAAACUGGAGUACAGAAUGCGAAGAACAGUUUGAGGCGGGAAGCCUACGACCCUGGAGACAAUGAAUUUGAUUUUGGACGACGCACCUCAAGUUUCGAUUUCACGCCUCGAUCUGAGAGUGGUUACUCAGGCUCAAUAUCGGAAAGUGGAUACUCUGGCCCAACUCCUUCCUCUGUUCAUUCUGAUCAUGGCCACUCUGGUGGAAAAUCAUCCGGACAUUAUCCAGACUCGUUUAAGCAUACACCAUAUUCUGCUGGAAAUCGGUUCGAGCCCGAUUACAACUCGCACCAAUCAGUUUCUCAGGACUUUAACUAUGGAAUGAAUAAUUUCGGGAACCAACAUAACACUACUGGACCUACUUACGAUGAUAGUGGUUUUACGCAGAUGAAUCCUCCAAAGUUUGAUCCAACCCGUCCACCGCCUAACCAUCCCGACUUCCACCGUAAAGAACACGAACAUCAGGAUAAAUUCUUCAAAGAUGGAGAUUUGUCCAAGCAGGAGAAUUCAAGAUCUUUCAGUUCAAAUGAAUAUAAGGACAGAGGGUGGCAUAAUGAUAAGCAUCAUUGGAUAAGUAAUCGACCAAAAGAUAAAGGGAAAGAUCAUGGUUGGGAUAGGGGCCAUGAUAAAGACAGAGGUAGGGAUAGAUAUAAUAAUAAUAGAGACAGUGGUCGGGAAACAAAUCAUGGCAGAAACUAUGAUAGGGGUCAUGAUUAUGUUCGGGAUAAUGGUUUGCGUGAUAGAGAGUACAGCGGGGAUUGGGAAAAGGAAAAACCGAAGGUCAGAAAUAAAGUAGCCAAGCCAAAGAUACCUGUAGAAGAACCAGAUGACGAACCUCGGUCUCUGAGCCUUGAGUCCCGAAUUCAGUCUCUUCUCACCGGAAACGACCCUGAUGCAGAACUCGAUUCUCAGACCCCAAAACCAUCCGAAGAACCUUCCCUUCUUCCUCCCAGUUCAAACACCUGGGACAGGUCUCCUCAAGUUCCUUCGAAGCAGGUUCCUCAGACCCCAACGUCUUAUGAUCUUGACAAGAAUUCACCUUCUUGGAGAGCUUCUUCCAGUCAUCUAGUUCAUCAGACGCCCAUUGAAUCACCAUGGCCACAGACUCCUAUGGUGCCUGAGUCGCCAUGGCCAUCUCAAACACCCAGUGUUCAGACCCCCACACAAGCACCUGCUGAUGAGUGGAAUAAUGUUGAUAAGCAGAGCUUUGGUUAUGACAGUAAAUUCAAGUCGGCCCCGCCAGUAUACAAUCCACAAGAAGACCUGAAGCAGAGUAUGUCUAAAACUAAUGUUCAGCCCGAAACGAACAAUGUCCCAGCUGCCACCGCUGUUGAUGACGACGACGAUGAUAAAAUGUCAAUAUCGUCAAUCAGUAGCGGCGAUGAAAAACUGGAAGUUAAUUCGCAGAUUCCAACAAAGACUAGCCAACCGUCAUCACUUACAAACUCUUUUCAACAGUCACUGUCUAUGUUUAAUCAAGGGCCUAUUGUUAACCCAUGGCAAAGUGGAUUUGUAAAUCAGGGCGCCUAUCCACCAACUUACAACAAUUUCGUUGGCCUUAAUCCAUUUAAUCAAACCUUUUGCAAUCAGUACCAAAAUGAUAUGGUCAAUGCACAGAUGGUUAAUGCCUAUGGUAAUCAAAUGGGUUUUAAGGAAGAGGAAAAAGUGCCGGAAAUUGAUGACAAAUUGUUUAAUUCCUCAUUGAAUAACUUUGUGAAAGAUUUGAAAGAAAUCUUACAGAGAGAUUUGUGCAAAAAGAUGGUGGAAAGUUCAGCAUUCAAAUCGUUUGAAAAGUGGUGGGAUAGGGAAGAGGAAAAAAGAAAGCCACCAAAGUUACUUGGAUCUCAAGACAAAUCUGAAAAGUGUGUCCCAAGUAAACCUGCACCAACCAGUCAGCCGCAGUCUGCCAUGAGUUCCACGAUAGCGUCGCUUUUUGAGAGCCGCCACCCAUGGAGUCGUGAAGGUGGUUUGGAGAGUGGAUUGGGCUUCGGACAAGGUUUCGGGGUUGGAGGACUCUUAGGUCUCCGAGGCGGAAUGCCCAAGAUGCCAUCAUUUAAGAAAAAGAUGCGUGCCCCAACUCCACCUCAGGAAGAAGAGGGAGAAUCCCAGAGUAGCAAAUCCAAGGUGAUAGAUGAAGAAGCAGAAUCAGAUCAUGAGAGUCCCCGCUUGCCCCGCAACAGAAAGCCGGUGGUGAGUGAAAGUGAAGAGGAAUCUGAAGAAGAGGAAGAAAAGGCUCAAUCAGAUGAUGAAGAUGAAAAUGAGGACAGUAGUGAGGAUGAGGAAGAAGAAGAGAGUGAUGAUGAAAGUGACGAGUCGUCAUCCGACGACGAAGAGGAAGAUGAGGUUGAUGAAGAUGAACUGGAAGCACUGCAGAAAGAUAUUGAUGAGGAAGCUGAAGUUGAUGAAAGUAAAUCGAAAGUUAAAGCUGAAAUAGAGGAAAGCGAUGCAGACAUUGCCAAAAGAAAGGAAGAUGCCAAGCCAUUGUCUCCCAUCACGGAGGAAGCGAUGGAGGAUGAGAAUGAAGAGGUUGAUAUUGAAACUGACGAAACUCAGGACACGAGUGUUGCAGAGGUCAAGAGCGACUCGGAGAUAACAUGUCUUGAUAAAGACACCGAAGCAGAACUGAAGGAAGAGUCGGAAACAGCAAAUUCUUCUGAGACUUCGGAUUCUCAGUCUCCCACAAAGGAGAAAAAGAAAAAGAUUCUGCCGUCUUCUAUGGCACCCGAACUUGUGGAUCUUAUUCGAAAAACAAUAAAGGAUAAGAAAAUAUUACGUGAGGUUAAGACUUCAGAAAGUGAGGUUUCUGAGGAUCAUGUUCCCCCUCCAGUUGGCAACGAAGAAGAACUCUCAUUGCAAAAAGACGAUGAAAGAAAACCAUAUGUGAAUCCAGCAAUAGCGGAACAUGAUUAUUUUGCCGUUCCACCCGUUCUGGACAAAAGUGCUGGGGACUCUGAUGCCACUGCCUCGGCAGAUGAGGAGUCAGGUGGCAUGCCGCACGAAAUCUGGAUGGACCAUAAUUACUGUAUGCCACGUGCUAAAUUCGAACUUUCUGAAAGUGAAUUGCAAGAUAGUGCUAAGAAAGGUGUAAUAAGGACUAACAAAGCAAAGCAUCGUGAAAGUACGGAGUCAGGAAUGUCUGAUUCUGCUACAAGCACAAAAGACAAAGUUAAGGAAAAACCCAAAAGAAAGUACACCAAACGGAAAAAUAAGGAAGAAACGUUAACGGACAUUACGCACACGUUAAAUAGGUCAACAGAACGUGGCAGUCGUGAAUUAGCUAAUUUAUUACCACCACCUAAACCUAAAGUUAACUUUAGUCCAAGGUCAUUCCAAGAGGAAAGACAGACAUUUUUUGGAAUGUACCAUAAUGGUAUUGAUAAUGAAGAUGUUGGUUAUUUAAAACGGACUUACGAUGAACUGAUGCAGUCAGAUGAUCCAAUGUUUUAUUGGCUGAAUGACAUUUUGUGGGUGGACCAUCCGGUCACGAAUAUUCCAGAUCCAGCUCCAUCUCGGAAAAGGAGAAAAGUGGAAGAUUUGCAAUACAAGACGCACAAAACAGGUUGUUCAAGAACUGAAGGUUACUAUAAACUCACCAUGCAAGAGAAGGCAGCUUACUUGUUGCAUGCACGCAAUGUUACACUUCAGCAAAAAGUCAUCGAAAGCAUCAAUAAAACAAUCGCUGAGCAAGCAAAGAAAAAUGUUGUAUCAUCUCGAGAUGCGAGGAAUGAGAACAGAAGGUUGCAGACGGCUCUCUCAGACCUGCCCGAGAUUGGAGAAUUACUCAAAUUUAAUCAACUCAAGUUCCGUAAGAAGCAGCUGAGAUUUGCUAAGAGUUCUAUUCACGACUGGGGUCUCUUUGCACUGGAACCAAUCGCAGCUGAUGAGAUGGUAAUAGAAUAUUGUGGCCAAAUGGUACGACAGUCGGUCGCUGAUCUCAGGGAAAAGAAGUACGAAAACACAGGCAUUGGCAGCAGCUAUCUUUUCCGAGUCGAUGGUGAAACGAUUAUCGAUGCCACCAAGACUGGCAAUUUAGCCAGAUUCAUCAAUCAUAGUUGUAAUCCAAACUGCUAUGCGAAAAUUAUAUCCGUGGAGGGUUUGAAGAAGAUAGUGAUAUAUUCAAAGAGAGACAUUGAUGUGAAUGAAGAGAUAACCUAUGACUAUAAGUUCCCCAUUGAGGAUGAGAAGAUCCCUUGUCUUUGCAUGGCUCACGGGUGUCGUGGUACUCUCAAUUAAACAGUUCGCUCUUCAUCUUCAUCUGUGAAUAACCCAGUUCACUCUGUAUAUGUUGGUUGACAUAUUCACGCAGAUUUAAACAGAUUCUUAAGUGGUGUGUGAUAAAAUGGACUUCGUAUAGCAACAGUCAUCUCAUAGGUUCAACAGAUAUCUUUAGCUGGAUUUUGUCAUAGGAAAUGUUACAGUAUAUGUUGGUUUAUAUAUUCCUACAGAUUCAUUAGACAGAUUGUUAAUCUAUGUGUUGACAAAUUGACUUCACAUAACUGCAGUAUGCUUUGGUUGAUAUAUCCUAGAAUGGAUUCUUCAAACAGAAUCUGUGUGGUUAUUUUGCUUACCAUGCAUUUAUUGCUUUAUUUUGCUGAUUUAUUUCCAUGGAUUGCAAAGAAAAAUAUUAAUCUCUGUGUAACCAAUAGACUCCCAACAACAUAUAAUAAAUUUAAAAUGUUUAUUUGGGUAUUAAUUAAUAGAUUAUAUAAUUUUAAAUCUGCAGUUUGUGUUGGUGGAUCAGUUUUUAUAUACAUGUAUUCCAAUGACAGAAUCUUAAUCUGUGUAGCAUUCCUAACAGAUUCAACAUAUAAAAGUAUUAAUUAUUACAGUGGAUCAGUCCCAUUAUAAUUUCAGUCGAUCUUCUUUUUAAAUGUUAUAGUGCAUCAGUCCGGUUAAUCUAGACACAAAAUAUUUUUGGCAAUUUGGUAAAUUUUUAUUUAUAAUGUUUUGGUCAUAUUCAAUUUGUUUUAACCUGAGGCUUGUUGAAUAUGCUGAUAAUUAAAUUAGCGUUUUUGGUAAAUUUGUUAUGCAAUGUAUAUUUAUCAGAUUUAAAUUCGGUUCUUAUUUCAUGAUUUGCCAAAUGACUCCACAUCAUUUAAAUUUGUUUUAACUAAACAGUGCGGUGUACUUUAAUCCACAAGUAUUAAUAAUGUCUUUUAAUAUUACUGUGCCUUGUAACUAAAUGUUUUUGAGAGUGUAAAGUAGGCAUUCGGCUUUCACAGAAACAAUAAUUUCCGGUAGUGUUAGCAAAAUGACACAACCAGUCUUUUACCUAUUGUCAUAAUUGUCAAAAACAUGGGUCUGAUUUUUGAUUUAUUGAAAACAAAGUUGUUAAAUAUAAAAAUAAAUUUAAUAAAUUAGUUUAACCUACUGUAAAGGAUAUUGUAAAUGGCAUUAUAAGAACACUAGGGUUUGUGUGCUAUUAAUGUUGCCUGUUUAUAAUAACUAUCUUCUUUAUCCCCCUGGUCCUCCCUCCCUCUGUUUCUCUGUCUGUCUGUGUGUGUGUCUCUCUCUCUCUCUCUCUCUCUCUCUCUCUCUCUCUCUCUCUCUCUCUCUCUCUCUCUCUCUCUCUCUCUCUCUCUGUGUGUGUGUGACAUUCACAUUAUGGGAUAAUAUUGCCAUUGCUUUAGAAAAAGAAUCGGCUGUUGGUGCGUAUAUGAAUUCAGCAAAGAAAAAAUCACUGCCUAUUAUUUUAAAUAUAGAUAUAUUUAGUCAGUAUAUGUCUGAUGCUGCAUUUGAGUGUGCACAUGAUUACCAUUUCGACAACUUCAAUCUUAAAAAUAACACCUGAAAUGCUCUGAAGCUUGAAUUUCCAACUGUAAAAUCAGAAGGAAAAAGUUAAUCUAGUCACUUUCAUCUUUUGAAUUUAGAAACAAAAUGGUGAUGAAAUGUUUUCUGAACUCCAAUUGGUGAUUAAAAUAAAGGAUAUAUAUCUUAAAUGUUCGAUCGAAGAUGAUCGAUCGGUGCAAAAAUGGUGGGAGACUAUUUUAAUACUUUUUGGGAAAAUGAGGUAAUAUAUAAUUUAACAAAAUUUCAAACAUUUGAGUUAAUAAAACAGAUUAUAGAAUUUUAUUGGAGGUGUAGCAAGAUUGCAUUUCAAUUUAAAAAAAAGAUACCUUUUUUUUUAAUGAAAGUAGCUAAAUUUGUAAAGUAGCUAAAUUUGUAAAGAUACAUUGUUGAUUAUUAUGUUAUGGGAAUUGGAACAUAUUUUCUUACAAGUGCACUUGAAUGCAAACCAGUUGUAAGUAGGAGUUUACAACUCAGAAAUAUUUGUGACAGUGACAUCACUUAUUAAUAGAAAGCAUGAAUAGAAAUAUAGUGAAUGACAAAAGAAAUGCAAAUAUAAUUUGUAGUUGUAACAUUAAAUUUAGUUUAAGAAAGGAUUAACACACACUGAAAUACAGGAGAAUUACAGCUUGGAUCAUUUCAGAGAAUUGACCAUUUGUAACACAGUAAACCUAUUGUAAUUACAAAUUAAGCAAAACCCUGAUUGGCAUAAAUUUGUUUUGGUGUUUAAUAUAUAUAAUGUAUAUUUGGUAACCUAAUAAAUGGUGGUGAGGGGCUGAAAGGUUUAAAAUGUGCUCUCGUUUCAGUUAAUAUCACAGUUACUGUUAUGAUGUAUUCUUGAAUACCCUCAUUAGGAGAAUCUUGUCAUAAAACCUUUGGUGUUCUUCAGAUUAAAUAAUGCGCACAUAAUGUAUAUGUGAUUAUUGUAAUUCUUCAGUCUUGAUAUGAUAAUUCAGAAUCUGCUUUGGGAUAUCCGUUAAACAACUGCUGCUUUUUGACAUAAUAAAUGUUACAUCCAUGAAUAGUAGUCCAUGCCAUGUUUCACAUUUAAUUGUACGGUGUAAUAGUUUUUAUUGUUUGCUUUGGUGAUUGCUUCCUUGCCUAGGUUCAUGUUCCGUGUUUUGGUUUGCCUGGACUAAGGAUGAACAUAUUUUGUUUUUCGAGGUUUGGUUGGGGUGUUUUUUUCACAAGUCCAGAAACUUUUCUGCAAUUUUUAAAAAUCUUUUUGCAGUCAUCUGUAUGUUAUGUAAUGGUAUUAUAGAAGUGAUGUUGGUAUUGUACAGAGCAUUGAUUAUGAUUUACUAUAUUUCUUUGUUUAGAAUGAAGUUAACUGAAAGGUAUUUUUAAUUCAAAAAUAUAUAUGUAUAGGUCUUUAAAACAAAGUGAUGUCUUCUUAAUUUAGAUGUUUAAUUAAUUUCUGGCACGCUAAUGUAAAUUUUAGUAGAUGAAUUACAAUGAAUGAUAAAAGAAAUUAGUUCAGAAAUAUAUUUUUACAUUGCAAUAUUUUGAUACAAUAAUAGACAAAUCUUCAUAUUUUAUUUAGUACCAUAACUGUGAUGUCAAGACAAGGUCAUGGUUAUUUGGAACUAUUCUGGUUUUCCAAUUGCUUUUUAAUUUGCAGUGGUGUCGUUAAACAAAACAAACUUUUUUUCCUUUUUUUUUUUUAUUUGUAAUUAUUUUAAAGAUUGCUUUCAUAUUUGGUAUGAGUGUUUAGCACCUUUAGUGAGUAUUUCAACAGCACAUCUCUUGAGCCAAUGCAAAUGACUCAGAUCUAGGUCAUUCUGAAGUGAGUUAUAAGCAUUUUAAGUGAGGCUUAUAAUUGCUUAUAGCUUUCAAAUCCUUUCAGGGAUUUUUUUAGUAUUUGGUAUACAAGUUCCCCAAGUAAUAUUUAAAAUGCACAUUUCUGUCUUCUAAAAAUGUGAUACCAGAGCAACAUAGAAUUUUGUUAAAAAAUAUAAUGAAACCUGUUUAAAACAGUUUUAAGCUACUAAGGGAAAUAUUGUAAUUUUGUAAUAUUCUCUAAAUAAAAUGGAAUAUAAUUUAAAACAAAUUAAAAUGAAGGAAUCGGGUGAUGGAAUAAUGCCCCUUACCUACUGUUUGCAAAACUGUCUAGCAGUUGCAUGGUUCAUUAUGUUUCACUCCUCAGCAUAUGGCAUGCAAGCCAUCGUCACUUUGCCAUUCUAAUGUAUCAUUUGAUGAUUUAAACAAGACGAGAGAGAAAUUGUGAACAGUGAACUAGAAUUGAUUGUUUACACAUGGAAUAUAUUACAACAAAGAAUUUAAAAUAAUAGCAUCCAUUUUUAUAGUUGUAAAAGCUACUGGAUUUACUCUGUGAUUUUCAUUUCCCCACCAGAUUUUGUUAUUUUUCUUUCAUAGUUUAUUUGGAGAAAAAACAUUAUUUCACGCAAUAUCACUUAAACUGUAUUCAAUUCUGAUGUUCCAUGAUUUGCAGUAUCUGAUUUGGAUUUACAAUUACAGUAUUUACAACAGUUAUAUGUAUCAAUACAUAUAAUUCUUCAAUGUGUACAUACUGUAAGUAUUAAGUCUUAAAAAGUGUAUCUAUACGUACAUCAAAGUGCUGUUCAUAAAAGAUCAUGAUAUAUAACUUGUACAUACAGUUGUACAUUUUUUUUUUUACAAUGUACAGAAACAUUGUUAGUUGAUGAAACAGAUGCAUUUUACUAAUAUUCUUAUGGUAGCUUACGUUUUUUCAUAUACAUGUUUUAACUGAAAAUUUUGUAUAUAAAUAAAUUGUGGUCAUCGUGUAAAAACAUCUGCAAUUCUGUAUGUUACACAUACAGCCAUGUUGUUAUUCUGCAGAUGUCCACCAUUAUUAUCAUGCUUGCAUCAUGGUUGUAUUGUUUGCUGUAAAAUAUUUUCAUUAACAAAAUUACAUGAAGAUAAGAUGAUAA